Messenger RNA from Electrophorus electricus (electric eel), 2679 nucleotides. It is a transcript of the gene pip4k2ca, whose product is annotated as phosphatidylinositol-5-phosphate 4-kinase, type II, gamma a. Gene Ontology annotation, cellular component: plasma membrane. Gene Ontology annotation, molecular function: 1-phosphatidylinositol-4-phosphate 5-kinase activity; 1-phosphatidylinositol-5-phosphate 4-kinase activity. Gene Ontology annotation, biological process: phosphatidylinositol phosphate biosynthetic process. The record is from RefSeq and is a predicted model, not a curated record. NCBI's taxonomy places the organism in Eukaryota, Metazoa, Chordata, Actinopteri, Gymnotiformes, Gymnotidae.
UACAGAAGUGUGCAACCAAUCAGAUGUGCUCUGCAAACUAAGAAAAUGAUGAUUUUUAAAAAUAGUUCUACUGUAUAAACCAUUCAGUCAUUAAUGCUCUAAGCAAAUUUAAAUAUAAUAACAGGGUGCUAAAGAAUACAGAAUUUGUUGGAUUCUCUCAUAAGAAUACUAAAAUAUUUUGAUGUGUUCCCACUGCAUGAUCCCCAAGUCAGCAACAUUUGACACCUCAUUAUACCUAAUAUACCUAAAAGGCACCACACCAAGGACAGUCUUGUUUCCAACGUAACAGAAAACAGUGAUUUAUGGAAUGUAUCCAAGAGUAAAUGGUUAAAUACAGGUUAUGCGUGAAAGAGCAGACAGAGACACGUAAAUGUCACUGCACAUUACAGGAUAUGUUUGAAUCCGCCAUGUCCAGAAAUACUCCGGCUGCUUGACAGACAUUUUACGAAUUUUUAUACACAGUGACUGGUUAAGUUACGGAGUGUAACUUAUCGUACAGACCGACAGUCAUGCCACAUAACGUCAAAUAUAUUUUCAUUGACUUUUCCUAUACUGUGAAUCUGAAAAUGUGGUUGAAACUGAACGCAGCGCCAGUUGUUGCUGGGGCCAGAAUCCGACGGAACACAACGCUUCCGCGGCUGCCUGACAGAAGACAGAGCUACCUACAGGUCCCGCCUAUAUUAGUCACGUGAUCUAAGGAUGAGGCUCCUCAUUGGUCCCCUCGCCUGUCUAUCUAAGCGCCAUGCUGACGAUCCUUCAGGUGAAAUUGCUGAAGACAUUCUUGGCGAUUUUCUCACUGAGCUGUCAUACAACAUUUAAAAAAUAAUAAUUCUGGAAUGGGGGCGGGAUAUUUGUGUACUUGGGCUUUCCGGGCAAUACUGAAGCAGGCGCGAAGAAUCGGGAAAACAGCAACAAAAUAAAAGGAUCACGCCCGUUCGCUUUGCUCGACCAUUGAUUGACAGCUGAGGCGCGGAGCAGGAAGAGUAGCGCGGCGCUCAAGCCUCACACACCCCGGACGGCCGAGUUGCACCAUGGCCUCCCUCACUCACCCAGGCAGCGCCUCCGUGCCCAUGGUCAUGCUGGCCCCGAAAACCAAAACGAAAAAGAAGCAUUUUGUCCAGCAGAAGGUGAAGGUCUUCCGGGCCAGCGAUCCGGUGCUCAGCGUCUUUAUGUGGGGUGUAAAUCACUCGAUAAAUGAUCUAAACCAGGUUCCAGUUCCAGUUAUGCUCCUCCCUGAUGACUUUAAAGCCAACACUAAAAUCAAAGUCAACAACCAUCUCUUUAACAAAGAGAAUCUUCCUGGGCAUUUCAAAUUCAAAGAGUAUUGCCCCCAGGUCUUUAGGAACCUGCGAGAGCGAUUUGGCAUUGAGGAUCUGGAUUACCAGGUCUCCCUGACCCGCAGUCCUCCUGUAAAGGGCGAAGGACGGGGGGAGGGUCUCCUCUUUACCUCGUAUGACCGGACACUGGUGGUGAAACAGAUCUCCAGUGAGGACGUGGCCGACAUGCACAGCAUCCUGUCUGAAUAUCACCAGCACAUAGUGAAGUGUCAUGGCAGUACCCUCCUCCCCCAGUUCCUGGGCAUGUACCGUGUGAGCGUGGAGAGCGAGGAUACCUACCUCAUUGUCAUGAGGAACAUGUUUAGCCACCGGCUGGUCGUGCACAGGAAGUAUGACCUUAAGGGUUCCUUAGUAUCCCGUGAGGCCAGUGAUAAGGAGAAGGUGAAAGAAUUGCCCACCUUUAAGGAUGUGGAUUUUAGGAACAACAUGCAGAAGGUGUAUGUGACGGAGGAUGACAAAGAGAAAAUGAUGGAGAAGCUUAACAGGGAUGUGGAGUUCCUAGUGAAGCUAAAGAUAAUGGACUACAGCCUACUGCUUGGUAUCCAUGACAUUGCCCGUGCGGAACGUGAGGAAGAGGAUGCUGAGGAGCCUGGUGGAGAGGACGAAGGGGAGGCAGAGAAUGGCCUGACCCCCGCCCCACAGGUGGGCUCCUUCGGCACAUCCCCCGAGGGCAUCGCCGGCUACAUGAACUCCUUUAAGCCCCUGGGUCCUGGCGAGUUCGAGCCCUACGUGGACGUGUAUGCCGUCAAAAGCGCUCCAGGAGCGCCGCAGAGGGAGGUGUACUUCAUGGGCCUUAUAGACGUGUUGACGCAGUACGACACCAAGAAGAAAGCAGCACAUGCUGCCAAAACCGUCAAGCACGGGGCUGGGGCAGAGAUAUCCACUGUUCAUCCUGAGCAAUAUGCGAAGCGAUUCCGUGACUUUAUUUCCAACAUAUUUGCGUAGCGUGUUGUGCGUUGCCCAUCAUGAAUCGGACUUGUUCCUCUGAUACUCUUAAUUGUUUUGUAUAUAUAUUUACAAAAACUUCCAUGAUUACAUAAGCACACCUCCAAAACAAGAAAUUAAGAUGAGCUUUAACAUUUUGACCAAUGUUUCAGAAAUUAUGUACAUAUUUACUGGCAAACAAGGUAAGAUGAGACUGAAAUCAUCAUAUAGCAGUAGUAUCAUAUCUCACUGAGUAAAAAAAAGGGUACAUUUACAUAAUCUGUUCUUUAUGUGAAGAGAUAUGACUCUAAACCUGUAGCAGUUCCACACAAUAACGCCACCCCCCAUGAAAGCUCAAGCAUUCUCUCCGUCUCUGAAUGGAAAGGGAAACUGCUUUAGCUUAUCAACACGAGCGGAA